ACCCUAGCCGCUCCUUCUCGCUUCUACUUCCACAAUUAUCCUUUAUCUCUUUCCUUCCUUCCUUCCUCUCUGGUUUUCUCGAAAGACAGAGCCAAGACGACCUCUUGGUCCAGUGGUGACAGCUCGCCGCCGUUGGUGACUCUAAUGAUGAGGAGUCCAGGAGAUGUAGGCGGAGUGGUGGUUCGACAAUCGGCCAAACGGAGCUUUAUAGAUCUGCAUCUCUCUCCGUCGCCGACCACCAGUUGUAGAAGCCUUGAUUGGAUAUCGCCUUUUCAGAUCUGCCUCUCGAUUUGGAAACAGGACCAUUCGAGACCGAUCCUUAGUCGAUCUCUCUCGUCUUUUCGAGUCGGCGACGGCAGUGAGAGCAUCGGCGUCCAAAAACGACGAGCUGUUCUGCCGGCAAGGAGCAACCACCGCUGAGAGGUAUCACGACAUUUUUUAUUGGUUAAUUAUUUUGUUUUUAGUUUUUACAAAUUCUGAUUAAUUCUUUAUGCAGGUUCGGGAUGAAGGAGGCUUUGAUGAUAUUCUCUAAACCCUUGGCUAGGAUUAGGGUGUUUAAAUCUGUAUUAGGACACGUGGAUUUAAUGUUGGAACUGGUAGUUUGGCCAAUCUCAGGGUAAUCUGAGGCUUUCUGGUUUUAUGAGGUGAUGAAUUGAUUUGGACAAGAACAUUAAUUUGAAAUAACUCAAAAAAUGAACCAGAAAAUAAAUUAUCAGCUUUAUU
This is a messenger RNA of Linum trigynum, 723 nucleotides long. NCBI's taxonomy places the organism in Eukaryota, Viridiplantae, Streptophyta, Magnoliopsida, Malpighiales, Linaceae. The record is from the annotation of a GenBank genome assembly.